Messenger RNA from Helianthus annuus (common sunflower), 372 nucleotides. RefSeq lists its product as uncharacterized. The coding region runs from base 1 to 372 and encodes 123 amino acids. Lineage: Eukaryota; Viridiplantae; Streptophyta; Magnoliopsida; Asterales; Asteraceae. The record is from RefSeq and is a predicted model, not a curated record. The transcript has 2 exons.
AUGGCUUUUUUGGCGGGGAGGUAUAUUUUGGAUGGGCCUUUAGUAAUUAGUGAGAUUAUGUCAUGGGAGAGACGAACCGGUAGAGAUCUAUUUUUGUUUAAAACAGAUUUUGAAAAGGCGUAUGAUAAUGUAAACUGGGAAUUCUUGUUAUCGAUUAUGAGCCAAAUGAGUUUUCCAAAGAGAUGGUGUAAGUGGAUUUAUGGAGUGGUGUCUUCAGCGAGAUCUUCGGUAUUGGUUAACGGGUCUCCUACGUUCGAGUUUGAUUAUAGCAAAGUAAAAAUUGGUGCUUUUGAUGGUGUGAUUCUUCCGAAUGGAGGUCCGAAAUUAAGUCAUCUUCUAUAUGCGGAUGAUGCUAUUAUAUUGGGAGAAUAG